UCCGCGCGUUUCUCUUUGUGGACGUCAUUGGCAAGAAAACAACAGGGAGGAAGUGAGUUACGGGCCUCACUCCUCAGGCGUGUGUGAAAUCCCUCAUGGUUGAUGUUCACUCUAUAGUUAGUCGGCUGCACCUCGGUGCCACAUUCCCUCACCGUAUAAAACCCACCUGGAACCUGCUGCCGCCAUUUGCCCGUCGUGUCGCAGCUCAGUCCAGACGCAUCCACGCCGCCAUGGCCAUGCUCAGAGUGUCUUCUUACCGCAAACUGUUCGAGGAGGACGGCUGCAGUGAAAACGGAGGCCUGGGCGCGCCGUGUGCGGGGCAGUACCGGGCCUCUGCCAGGCGUGCGGCUCCUGACCAGUGUGACUGCGAUAAGCUGGACUUUGCGGCCGCCAAGACGCUGAGCAGAGAGGGUCUGAGCCGCUUUGUGAAGGAUCGCGGCCUCAUCGCCGCCCUCAACGACCGCCUGGUUCGUCUGAUCAAGCUGGCUCACUGUUUUGAGGAGGAGAACAAAUCGCUCGAAUUUCAGAUCCUUGACCUCCAGGAGAAGCUCGACAGUCAGAUGACCCCCUCCAGGACGUCCUCUGCUGUGGUGGUGCCCGACCGCAGCCUGGAUGCGGCGGUGGAGAGGCUGAGGAGGCAGAGGGACGAGAUACUGUGUGACACCGAGGAGCUGCGGAAGGAGCUGGAAUGUCUGCAGGAGGAGUACGAGAAGGCUGCACAGCUGAGGGUGCUCAUCCAGCAGGAGCGGCAGGAUGUUUCCCAGGAAGUGGAUGCAGUGACAGCCGAGUGUUUGGCGCUGAGGGAGCAAGUGGCUAUCUACGAGCAGCAGCUGGCCAACAUGGAGGCCCAGCACUCCACGGAGGUGGGGACCCUCCUGCAGCCCGACCACGGGAUGGUGUCAGCAGCAGCUCUUAAAUUUGGCAGCCCCGACAUCUCCCCCAUCCUGGACGUGAAGGAGUACUACUGCCAGCUGGCCCAGAGCCUCCAGUUUGAGUGCGGAGCGUCCUCCUCUGCUGUGGCUCUUCACGCUGAUGGAAAGGAACUGGAAGUGGGAGGAACCGCGAGGUCAACAGUCAAAGACCUGUCAAAGAUAAAGGAUGUCGGCGAGAUGAAGGACCUGAUUUCGCGGCUGCAGAAGGAGCUGGCUGAGCUGGAGAGGUGCGGCGAGGAGCUGGAGGACGAGGUGGAGAUGAAGAGAGCUGCGUACGUGGAGCAGAUUGCAGAGUUGAAGUGCACUAUCGACGAAAUGAGGCACAAGGAGGCUGACCUGAAGGCUCAGAUGAGCGAUCAGUGCGACGACUAUCAGGAGCUGCUCAGUGAGAAGAUGGCCAGAGACAUGGAGAUCGCUGCCUACAGGAGUCUGAUGGAGGAGGAGGAGGCGCGGCUGUGCUGCCUGUGAGUCAGACCGGCUGGACGCUCGUCGACGGCCGGGUUGAAAAACAGACAAAAGAACGAAAAAAAAAAAAAAAAGUGAAAAAACA
Molecule: messenger RNA, 1482 nt
Organism: Salarias fasciatus (jewelled blenny)
Lineage: Eukaryota; Metazoa; Chordata; Actinopteri; Blenniiformes; Blenniidae
Gene: vimr2
Product: vimentin-related 2
Exons: 10
Coding region: 96-1400 (434 amino acids)
Biological process (GO): intermediate filament organization
Cellular component (GO): cytoplasm; intermediate filament
Molecular function (GO): structural constituent of cytoskeleton
Source: RefSeq, a predicted model, not a curated record